AUGACUGUCUGGCAUCGCGAAGUUUUCGUGAAAGGUGAUGCUUCGCAAGUUUUCGUUGUCAACAAAACGCAAGACGUAUGGACGACAUCUCCUCUCGUUGUAGAUCAGGAGUGAUAAUGAUGAGAGAUUAAGUUCACGAAGACCGGAAUUCCAUACGGUAAUGCAACCCAGCACCAGCCGUAGCCUCGAUAUCGAACUUGGAAGCGUCUCAUUCUUCGUGUCAAUCCACAGAUGACCACUGAACACAUCGCAACCGCCUACGAGCGCACUCGCAUUCUCAAAAGCAACUAUCUCCGUCACAUUUUCGGAUCCGGUACAUACUGCAACAGCACCUUCACGUUUUUUUUUCCUGGGAUGGCUUGCCGCUUAAUGAUGAUAUAA
Messenger RNA from Haemonchus placei, 381 nucleotides. NCBI's taxonomy places the organism in Eukaryota, Metazoa, Nematoda, Chromadorea, Rhabditida, Trichostrongylidae. The record is from the annotation of a GenBank genome assembly.